AUGCUGAUAAAAGAAUACAGAAUACCUCUUCCUUUAACAGUGGAAGAAUAUCGAAUAGCUCAGCUUUAUAUGAUUGCUAAGAAAAGCAGAGAAGAAAGCUCUGGUGAAGGCAGUGGUGUUGAGAUAAUUGUAAAUGAGCCUUAUGAAAAUGGCCCGGGUGGAAAUGGUCAGUAUACUCAAAAAAUUUAUCAUGUUGGCAGCCAUUUGCCAGGAUGGUUCAAAAGCUUACUUCCUAAAUCAGCCUUGACUGUUUCUGAAGAAGCCUGGAAUGCAUAUCCCUAUACAAAAACUAGAUACACCUGUCCUUUUGUUGAAAAAUUUUCACUGGAAAUAGAAACCUACUAUUUUGCUGAUAAUGGCCAUCAGGACAAUGUUUUUAAAUUGUCUGGAAGUGAUUUAAAAAAUAGAAUUGUUGAUGUUAUUGACGUAGUGAAAGACCAGCUAUAUGGUGCUGAUUAUGUAAAAGAAGAAGACCCAAAGCUUUUUGUUUCUCAUAAAUGUAACAGAGGGCCACUUUCUGAAUCUUGGCUAGAAGAAUAUUGGCGCGAAGUACAAGGCAAACCUCAACCUCUACCAAAUGGGAAGUCGCUCAUGUGUGCCUAUAAACUUUGUAGAGUGGAAUUUCGGUACUGGGGAAUGCAAACUAAAUUGGAGAAAUUUAUUCAUGAUGUGGCUUUAAGAAAAACAAUGCUAAGGGCUCACCGGCAAGCCUGGGCUUGGCAAGAUGAAUGGCAUGGUCUUACAAUGGAAGAUAUUCGAGAAAUUGAACGCCAGACUCAACUUGCAUUACAAAAGAAAAUGGCUGGUGAAGCAGCUGAAGAAACUGACGUUUCAGAAGAAAAUUCUAAAUCUUUGGCUGCUACUAUGAGCAGCCUUGAAAAGAAUGAAGAAUCAGCAAGUCCAUUUCCUACAAAGAAAAAUAACACAGAACAAAAAAUUCAAAAGCAUUUAAGUCCUGAAAGCACUCCACCAUCUGAAUCAAAAUCAGCCUUAAAAUCAAGCCUUAGAUCAUCUUCUUCUGGUUCCCUCAAAAGUAUACAAACCCAAGUGGCAAAUUGGAGAAUGGAGACAUUAGUUAGAGAAUCAGAGACUGAAACUGGUUCAGAAGAUGAAUUUUAUGAUUGUGAAUCUUCUUUUAAUAAAUGGUCAUCUAUGUGUUCUCUUGAUGAAGCUGAUAUUGAUAUAUCUCCUACUCAAGACAGAGAUCAUAAUCAAGAUGACAGCAUUUUUAACCCAUCCUUCUUGAAGCGUGUAACUUCGGAAAGAGGUUCUCGAAGAGUCAUAACUUUACAUAGUCAUCACAGUAUAGAUGGCUGCCCAGAAACACCUGUUCAUAGUACAUGCCCUACAACAGUUCUAAUUCUUGUAUUCCAUGCUGGAAGUAUUCUUGAUGCAAAUAUUGAUAUGACAGCUAAAAAAUCUGAUGUUACUACAUUUAAAGGGGCCUUCGAAUCUGUUAUGAGGCAGCACUAUCCAACAUUAGUUGGUCAUAUUACUAUAAAAUUAGUUUCUUGUCCAUCAAUUUGUACUGAAGCUCUCGGGGUACUAUCAACUUUAAGCCCUUACAGUUUUGACUGUUCACCCUCAACAAGUGAGACACCUUCCCUAACAAAUGAUCUUAUACCAAUUGGUGCCAUACCACUAAUUGCAACAUCAUCUCCAGAAUAUACUGACCAUGUAACUAAAACUAUUUUAUCUGCAAAUAUGGUUUACAAUGAAUUUAUAAAAUCAGAUGAUGGAAAAGGCUUUAAUGGGCAGGUGUGUAUUGUUGGUGAUUGUAUGGGUUCUGUGCUUGCUUAUGAUGCACUUUGUCGGACUUUGCAGUAUCAAUCGCGGCAUGACAGUGAAAACAGCAUUCUUGACACUGAAAUAACUAUUCCUAAUGAACCCACAGAACAUUAUUUGAAUAAAUCCCAUCUUCAAGCUCCUACGCCUAGAAGACGGUCAUCCACAGCUAGUGACAAUCAGACUAAAUUAGAAUUUGAAGUUAGUGACUUCUUUACAUUUGGAAGUCCACUUUCAUUAAUAUUGGCCUCAAGAAAAAUAUCUGAUGAUAAAUUCAAAGAUAUUGUAAAGCCACCUGUCCAACAAAUAUUUAACUUAUUUCAUCCUACUGAUCCUGUGGCUUCUAGAUUAGAACCAUUACUAUCAGCCCGAUUUACAAAUCUUCCACCAAUAAAUGUUGCUAGAUAUGCUAAAUAUCCUUUAGGAAAUGGGCAGCCCUAUCAUUUAAUGGAACUUAUUCAAAGCCACCCAACCUUAUUUGGAGACCAUUUACAAAUGCCACCUACUCCUGUUCUUAGAAGACUAUCAGAAGCAUCAGUUCAGAGUACCGUUAGUGGUUUAGCUGAUAAUAUUCCGUUAAUUACUAUGAAUGCUCUCCAACAAAAAUGGUGGGGCACCAAACGACUUGAUUAUGCCCUAUAUUGCCCUGAAGGUUUGGCCAAUUUUCCGACAAAUGCAUUACCGCACCUGUUUCAUGCAAGUUACUGGGAAAGUUCAGACGUUAUAGCUUUCAUAUUACGUCAAGUGGGUCAUUUUGAUUUAGCUCUAUAUAGUCAGUCUGAAGACAAAGAGAGUGCAAUGUUUAAACCCGGUCAAGAUAAAGAAAAGUGGAUGAGAAAAAGAACUUCCGUUAAAUUAAAGAAUGUUGCAGCUAACCAUAGAGCAAAUGAUGUUAUUGUGAUGGAAGGCUGUCCUCAAACGUUUGUAGCGCGAUUUAUGUAUGGGCCGCUUGAUAUGAUAACUCUGACGGGGGAAAAAGUAGAUAUACACAUGAUAAAAGAUCCACCUGCAGGAGAAUGGACUUUAUUGUCUACAGUAGUUACUGACAAAACUGGAAGAAUUACUUAUACAUUGACUGACAAACAAAGCGUCGGAUGUGGUAUUUACCCAGUAAGAGUGGUUGUCCGAGGUGACCACACAAGCUGCAAUUUUCAUCUAGCAGUGGUUCCGCCACAGACCGAGUGUGUUGUUUUUAGUAUUGAUGGCUCAUUCACUGCCAGUGUAUCAGUUACUGGUCGAGAUCCUAAAGUGAGAGCUGGAGCUGUUGACGUAGUACGCUUUUGGCAAGAUUUGGGGUACCUAAUUCUUUACAUAACAGGAAGACCAGACAUGCAACAAAGAAAAGUUGUGUCAUGGUUAGCUGAGCACAACUUUCCUCACGGCUUAGUAUUUUUUUCGGAUGGAUUUUCAACCGAUCCCUUAGGACAUAAAGCUGCACAUUUGAAUAAUUUAAUUACCGAACAUGGUGUAAUUAUACAUGCUGCUUACGGCUCAGGAAAAGAUAUAAGCGUAUAUCACAAUUGUGGAUUAUCACAAAAACAGAUAUAUGCUACAGGAAAAAUAAGUAAAAAAUAUAGCAACAUGGCUACGACUUUAUGUGACGGGUACGCAUCUCAUUUAGCUGAUUUGAAACAGCCAGGUGCCGUUAGACCGGCCAGAGGAAAUGCCCGUCUCCUUGUUCCACGACGUUUGCUGGCACCAGUGAACACUUCUGUUGCUACUCGAGGUCGCCGUUAAACACCGAUCUACAUCUACCAUGUCCCCUAUCUGUGUGAGGUAAGUGAAAAACCCAUUGCAGAAAUGUAGAAUUUCAUUAAAACGUUUCAGUAACGAAAAAAAAAUAUUUCUUAAAUAUAUUAAAAACUAGUAUUUAUCAUAGGUAUAUAUUUUCAAAAAGAAUAUCUUAAGAUGAUAUUUUAUCAUAGAAUUAUUCGCGUAUUCGAAAUUAUUGUAAAAUCAUAGCUUCACUAAAAGAACAUCUUAACAAUCAAAACGAUUUAGUUAGUUUUAUCGUCACUGUGUACCUUAUAUAUAUAUU
Messenger RNA from Melitaea cinxia (Glanville fritillary), 3823 nucleotides. It is a transcript of the gene rdgB, whose product is annotated as protein retinal degeneration B. Bases 1 to 3522 code for a protein of 1173 amino acids. Lineage: Eukaryota; Metazoa; Arthropoda; Insecta; Lepidoptera; Nymphalidae. Gene Ontology annotation, biological process: phospholipid transport. The transcript has a single exon. Gene Ontology annotation, cellular component: cytoplasm. Gene Ontology annotation, molecular function: phosphatidylinositol transfer activity; phosphatidylcholine intramembrane carrier activity; metal ion binding. The record is from RefSeq and is a predicted model, not a curated record.